This is a messenger RNA of Carassius auratus (goldfish), 1054 nucleotides long. It is a transcript of the gene ptges3l, whose product is annotated as prostaglandin E synthase 3 like. Gene Ontology annotation, biological process: protein folding; chaperone-mediated protein complex assembly. The transcript is spliced from 7 exons. Gene Ontology annotation, cellular component: nucleus; cytosol. The record is from RefSeq and is a predicted model, not a curated record. Lineage: Eukaryota; Metazoa; Chordata; Actinopteri; Cypriniformes; Cyprinidae. The coding region runs from base 250 to 717 and encodes 155 amino acids. Gene Ontology annotation, molecular function: Hsp90 protein binding; protein-folding chaperone binding.
UUUUCCUGAAUGUUCCACCAGCGCCUUUAAAUGGAAAGAGCAGGGGGUGAAGUGGUGUGUUCCUCUCCAGCAGCUGAUACCAUCCAUCCUAAAAAUAGAGCCAACCACAGACAUACUAAGCUCUCUCCAGUCAGUUCUCUCUUCUUUAAAACUAGGUCUUCUUUUUAAAAGUAAAGAAAACCACAUAAUCUAUUAACCGUUUAAAUAUUUACACCGGGAACUACAGGAACAACUCUACGGGACUUAAAAAUGCCAAAGAUUGUGAGACCAGAGAAUUGUCAACCAGCCAAAACACUGUGGUACGACCGGAAAAAGUAUUUGACUAUCAACUUUGUGGUUCAAAACCCCAAAGAUGUUCAAGUAGAUAUCCAGGACACGAAAAUAAUUUUAAGCUGUAAAGACAUAGAUGACAACAAUAUCUACAAUGAGAUUGAAUUUUAUGACCGAGUAUUUAAAUCUGAUUCAAGGGAGAAAGUCUUUGACCGGACAAUUAAUGUCUUGAUAAGGAAAGUGAAGGAAAAUGUGGCAUGGCCUCGGCUCCAGAAAGAUCUUGCAAAGCCCGCAUGGCUGUUAGUAGACUUUGAUAACUGGAGGGACUGGGAACAUGAAGAGGAAGAGGGCAUGGCAGAAUAUGAAGAUUAUAUGGAUAUGCUUAAUGAAAUGAAGAACAAAGGAGAGCCUCCUGCCAUGGAUGACCUGGACGAUCUUAGUGACUGAGUGUGCACCAAUGCCCAAGAUGAGCCAUUACAGUUUUCUAAAAUGUUAUAUGAGCAGUAAAGGCCAAGUCACAUUGCCCUGAUAAAUUAUCAUUAUAUACUGCCAUUGAGAUUGUGAGCUAGACUUAUAUGUAUGACAUAGAUGUUUUUUAACCUUUAUUUAAUUUUAUUUUGUUUUUGAUCUUGUUUUUAAUUUUAUUUAUAUCCUUGCAAAACAAAUCAUCCUUGCAUUGUCAGAAACUACAUUCGAUGUGUAUUUUCUCUUUGUGAUUUUAAUGAUGUUUUUCAUAUGCUGUAUAUGUAUGUGUUUUCUAUAUUAAAGGGUUCGAAAUCUGUAA